ACAUGGGGAAAGGCCUCUUCAUCAGCAAGGCUGUGGCAGUGACCUGUGUGGUCGCAGCCAUCGGUGCCGUGGCCACCAUCAUAGCCCUGUCUGUGGUUUACGCUCAGGAGAAGUCAAAGAAUGAAGUGACACCUUCAUCCACCACCAGUCCCACCACCAUCCCCACCACGCCCUCCACCCCGAAGGAGCCCUGGCAGCAGUACAGACUUCCAGACUCCCUCGCUCCUGUCUCCUACAAUGUCACCCUGUGGCCCCGGCUGGAGCCCAACUCGGCCGACCUGUACAUCUUCACUGGAAACUCCACGGUGAUCUUCACAUGUAAGAAGGAGACCGACCUCAUCAUCAUCCACUCCAACAAGCUGAACUUCACCAUGUUCGAGGGACACCAUGCCAAGCUGAGUGGCCUCGAAGGAGCCACGGCGCCCAGCCUGAAACACACCUGGCUGGAGAUUCCCACCCAGUACCUGGUGAUCCAGCUCAACAGUCCGCUGCUGGUUGGCAGCACGUACGAGCUCUUCACCAAGUUUGUUGGAGAGCUGGCCGACGACCUGGGAGGAUUCUACAGGAGUGAAUAUAAAGAAGAUGGGGUGCAAAAAGUUUUGGCCACGACUCAAAUGCAGCCAACGGAUGCCAGGAAAGCCUUCCCCUGCUUCGAUGAGCCCGCCAUGAAAGCCGUCUUCCACAUGACUCUCAUUCACCCUCAUGACACUGUGGCUCUUUCCAAUUCCAUGAACAACGAGCCUAUUAACAUCACUAUGGAUGGACACAAUGUAAUCCAGACAAGCUUUGGACCUACGGAGAUUAUGUCAACCUACUUGCUGGCUUUUGUUGUUUGUGAAUUUACAUACAUAACGAGAACGGAUAAUGACGUUUUGAUCAGGAUCUGGGCUCGCAAGAAGGCUAUAGAGGAGGGCCAGGGAGAUUAUGCCCUGGAGAAGACUGGGCCCAUACUGGCCUUCUUUGAGAAGUACUACAACUCUUCUUACCCCCUGGGAAAGUCAGAUCAGAUCGCACUUCCUGACUUCAGUGCUGGUGCCAUGGAGAACUGGGGCCUGAUCACCUACAGAGAAACCGCCCUCUUAUAUAAUCCUGGCGUGUCAUCCAACGGAGACAAGGAGUGGGUGGCGACAGUCAUCUCGCAUGAGCUCGCUCAUAUGUGGUUUGGGAACUUAGUGACCACGCGAUGGUGGAACGACUUGUGGCUCAACGAGGGGUUUGCCACCUACGUCUCUUAUCUUGGAGCCGACUAUGCUGAGCCAACAUGGAAUAUGAAAGAAUUAAUCGUUCUGAAUGAGAUCAUUGGUGUGAUGGGUGUGGAUGCCUUGGCCUCCUCCCACCCACUCUCAUCCGAAGAGAAGGACAUAAUGAUGCCAGAGCAAAUCAGUGCACUGUUUGACUCCAUCACAUACAGCAAGGGGGCAUCAGUCCUCAGGAUGCUCUCAGAGUUUAUCACCGAGGACGUCUUUUCCAAAGGACUGAGUACGUACUUAGAGGAGUUCAAGUAUAACAACACAGGCUACAGAGACCUCUGGAAGCACCUGCAAAUGGCAGUGGAUAAAGCCGACAUAAAGCUGCCCCACACUAUAGAGAAUAUCAUGAACCGGUGGAUCCUACAAAUGGGGUUCCCAGUGGUCACCAUCGACACCCAGACUGGAAAAAUUACCCAGAAACACUUCUUGUCGGACCCGGACGCUAUAGUGGACAGACCCUCAGAGUUCAAGUACGAGUGGUUUGUCCCUCUUACGUGGAUUAAGACUGGUGGAGCUGAACAGCAGUCCUGGCUUCUUAACAAAGAAGCUACGAACACAAACAUGACUCUUGGUGCUGGUGCCGAUGAGUGGCUGAUGGCUAACAUAAAUAUGAAGGGCUUCUACAGAGUCAACUACGACUCUGCAAACUGGGAGCGUCUCCUCGCCAAGCUGAGCUCCCAACAUCAGGAUAUUCCAGUGAUCAACCGAGCUCAAAUUAUCGAUGAUGCUUUUAACCUCGCAAGGGCAAAGAUGGUGGACACAACUCUGGCUCUGAGGACGACCAAGUUCCUCUCUAAAGAAGUCGAAUACAUGCCCUGGGCGAUAACCAAUCGCAACUUGAACUACUUCUUUCUGAUGUUUGACCGCAGUGAAGUGUACGGACCCAUGCAGGCUUACCGAAAGAAACAGGUCACCCCUCUGUUUAACUACUUCAAGGAGAUCACUCACAACUGGACAAAUAUCCCAGAAAACCACACUGACCAGUACAACCAGGUGAAUGCAAUCUCUACGGCCUGCAGUACUGGAGUGGAAGGCUGUAAGGAGCUGACUACUGGCUGGUUCAGAGACUGGAUGAAAAAUCCAGCUAACAACACCAUUAGUCCCAACUUGAAGUCCACAGUGUACUGCGUGGCGGUUGCAGCAGGAGGGGUGGAUGAGUGGGACUUUGCUUGGAAUAUGUACAAGAACGCCACCAUCGCUUCGGAGGCCGAUAAACUCUUGUCUGCUCUGUCCUGCACCAAACAGCCCUGGCUGCUGAACAGGUAUUUGAACUACUGUCUGGACCCGACGAAGAUCCGUAAGCAGGACGCCACCUCUGUCAUAAUUUCAAUUGCUGGCAACCUCGUCGGUCAACCUCUGGCGUGGGACUUUGUCAGAGCCAAAUGGGACUAUAUAUUCAAUAACUAUGGUGGUGGAUCGUUUUCCUUUGGAGGACUAGUUAAUGGACUGACCAGACGAUUCUCCUCUGAGUUUGAGUACAAUCAGCUGCUGCAGUUCAAAGAAGAAAACGCAGGUCAGUUGGGCUCGGCCGCCAUGGCUCUUGAGCAGGCGCUGGAGAGAACCAAGGCCAACAUCAACUGGGUGGCCAUGAACAAGGAACAGGUGCUUCAAUGGUUCACCAAUGAAACUUCUUCCGCUGUUUAACACACACUGACCAUUUUCAAAUAUAUUAUUAUAAUAGAUAAUUUUACUGCCUUUUAUUCCAGCUGGAACCAAAUGUAUUAUUAUAAAUGUUAUGAAUGUGAUGGGGAGCUUUUUUUAAAUGUAAAGUUUUGAUUAUACAUUUUUAUGGAUAAAGAUUAUUUGAUACCAAAAUCUGGUUUUGUAUGUGGAAAAUAUGUUUUAAUACUGUACAUACUGUCAACAUUUUAAAGAUUUUAGAGGAAUUAAAGAUUUUAAAUAAAUGUCAUGACACAAAAGUGUGAUAUUCUGUGCUCACCGGGCUGCAUCCCCAAAAAUGUUUGCAUCUUCUGUGGAUGCUAGCCUAUGAAAUAAAGCCAUGUUAAAUUGUGA
Molecule: messenger RNA, 3263 nt
Organism: Sebastes umbrosus (honeycomb rockfish)
Lineage: Eukaryota; Metazoa; Chordata; Actinopteri; Perciformes; Sebastidae
Product: aminopeptidase Ey-like
Exons: 20
Coding region: 3-2894 (963 amino acids)
Biological process (GO): proteolysis; peptide catabolic process
Cellular component (GO): cytoplasm
Molecular function (GO): peptide binding; zinc ion binding; metalloaminopeptidase activity
Source: RefSeq, a predicted model, not a curated record